Molecule: messenger RNA, 1371 nt
Organism: Lactuca virosa
Lineage: Eukaryota; Viridiplantae; Streptophyta; Magnoliopsida; Asterales; Asteraceae
Source: the annotation of a GenBank genome assembly
AAACAUUGCAGAAACUUCUCCAUUUGUUCUUAAUGUUCUUGUGAAAAUCCUCUUCGAAAACCGCAUUACUCAUUUACUUCAAUCCAUUUCGUUUCGGACCUGUGGGAUUCUCUCUGUUUCUCACAAACAAUCACCAUGAAUGCUCUCGCUGCAACGACUAGGAACUUCCGUCAUGCUUGUCGUCUUAUUAACGUAGAUCAAAAGCUCGAGAUGAGUCUCUUGAUACCUUUUAGAGAAAUCAAGGUGGAGUGCACAAUCCCGAUGGAUGAUGGAUCAUUGGUUUCUUAUGUUGGAUUUAGAGUUCAACAUGAUAAUUCUCGUGGUCCGAUGAAAGGAGGAAUCAGAUAUCAUCCUAAGGUUAACCUUGACGAGGUCAACGCCUUGGCUCAACUAAUGACCUGGAAAACUGCUGUGAUGGACCUUCCUUACGGUGGAGCAAAGGGUGGGAUCGGAUGCACACCUAAGACCUUAACCAAGUCUGAGCUUGAACGGAUGACACGUGUCUUCACACAAAAACUUCAAGAUCUCAUCGGAACAAACAUCGAUGUUCCCGCGCCAGAUAUGGGCACCAAUUCUCAGACUAUGGCUUGGAUUCUGGAUGAGUAUUCGAAAUUCCAUGGUUAUUCACCGGCUUGUGUCACCGGAAAGCCACUGGAACUUGGUGGGUCCCUUGGAAGAGAGUCUGCAACUGGGUAUGGUGUAGUUAUUUCCACGGAAGCGUUACUUAACGAACAUGGGAAGUCGAUCAAAGAUUCAACUUUUGUUAUUCAGGGUUUUGGGAAUGUGGGGUCUUGGGCUGCAAGGAUGAUUCAUGAAAAAGGUGGUAAGAUUGUUGCAUUGAGUGACAUCACUGGAGCUAUAAAGAACCCAAAUGGUAUCGAUAUAGUGGAAUUGUUCAAACAUAGAGAGACAGGGGGGGACUUAAGCGAUUUCAAUGGAGGAGAAACCAUGGAUCCUGAUGAAUUGCUAUUUCAGCAAUGUGAUGUUCUGAUUCCAUGUGCCUUAGGUGGUGUUAUCACCAGUGAAAAUGCUGACGAUGUUAAAGCCAAGUUCAUCAUAGAAGCUGCAAAUCAUCCUACUGAUCCUGAAGCAGACGAGGUUCUGUAUAAGAAAGGAGUUGUAAUACUUCCAGAUAUCUAUGCAAAUGCUGGAGGUGUGACUGUUAGCUACUUUGAGUGGGUUCAGAAUAUUCAGGGGUUUAUGUGGGAGGAAAAGGUGGUGAAUAAAUACUUGAUACAAUACAUGAGGCAAGCUUUCCGUGACAUCAAGGACAUGUGUCACACACACAAUUGCAGCCUUAGGAUGGGAGCAUUCGCAUUGGGAGUGGAGAGGGUUGCACGUGCUACUAUCUUAAGAGGAUGGGAGGCUUAG